Messenger RNA from Pyricularia grisea, 811 nucleotides. RefSeq lists its product as uncharacterized. The annotation marks the transcript as partial. The record is from RefSeq and is a predicted model, not a curated record. The transcript has 3 exons. Lineage: Eukaryota; Fungi; Ascomycota; Sordariomycetes; Magnaporthales; Pyriculariaceae.
GCAAAACUCGCCAUAUGUAUCCGCCUGCCUAUACUACGUAAUAAGGCAACGGACUACCUACCAAAAACAGAUCCUGCAUACAAGUAUCGAGUUCAGGCCAACCCACAAAUGGGGUCGGAAACCUGGGACAUGGGACUGACCCACUGGAGCGCUAAGGAUAUGGGAGGUGUCCCUCAAUUUAAAAUCCCAUCCCUGGCAAGCCCUGGCACCCUCAUCCGUUUGCUCUCUUUGAACGUCAUACCGUCAGCAAAGAGACAAUGUCCCAUCUUCUCAAUGUCACGGCAUAUGACCCCAUGUUCCACCACCAGACAUCCGGGGCAAUCACAAAGCCAUCGCAGAUGACCAAUCUGCAUUAGGCCCAUUGCAGGGAUUAGGGGCGCCCCACGUUUGAUGUGGGGUGGUGGGCUCUGUUGGUUAUGGUCCCAUAGCCGCUGACUUGUUUGCUUGCUUGUCCCACUCGUUGGCUACCUUUUUGACACCAGCCAAACAAACGUUGAUUACAGGAUAUUGAUUACUAUACUAUGCCUCAUGGUGGACACCCCUCAAAGCCCGACAUUGCCGACAAUGGCAAUUCUUCUUCAACCUGCCCUUAGUUUAAGAGUUUGCCAGAUAAGGUGUGGACUACGGGGUCUUCAAUGACUACUACCUACCUUUUCCUAGAUAAGUAAGUGUCUAACGGAGAUAAGCAUAGGAGAAUAUGUCCCGGCUUCGGAAUGCCUUCUUCUGUAGGCUUCCGUCUCGUAUUCUCAAGGUAACGAUAUGAGCAACAGAUACAACAAAAAAUGCUUUACCUUGGGUUCCUGACCACCUG